UGCAUGAGGACAGCAGCUCGAACUGAGCCGUGACAUAAAGAUGAUCUUCUACGUUGCUCUACAAUUCUUUUUCCAAAGUUUUGCUUUUGGAAAUUUAAUUGUCACUCAGGCUCCCAAAGAGCUGCAUCUAUAUGAAGGGGAACCAGCCAGGAUAACAUGCAACUGGACUAUUGAGAAGGAGACACAGAUCCGAGUAGAAUGGAGAAGAUGUCACAUGUCAGUGACAGGGGCAGAAAUGACAACUAUGUCAUCCCUUAUAUGGAACAUUGAGAGCGCACUUAUACCUACACAAAGCAGCAGCAAUGCUACAACGUAUAUUAUAGCUAAUAACACAGCAAUGAUGGCAAUAGACUCAGUCACAGAGAAUGAUAGUGGCCUGUAUAUCUGCGAGAUCUUUAUUGAAACACCCACAUACGAUCAUGGAAAAGGAAAUGGUACACUAUUAAAAGUCCGGGACUAUGUCAGACAUACAGUUACAGAUAACAUAUUUGGAUAUAUGAUUUUACUUCUCAUCAUCCCCAUAAUGGUUACAGUUUAUUGCUGUUACCACAACAGGAAGAAGAAAAAAGAACUACACCUUGAUCACACCUACGGCAAUGUUACAAGAAAAGUACCUGAGGCUAAGAAGUCGACUAGUGUGAAAUGUAAAAGUGGCAACCGGAGGACAGUGGUGUGAAGCUGUUAUCUACAAACGCUACAGUAAAGAAACAAAAGCUAAAAACCCAGAGUCACUGUUGGUAUUCCUGUGUAUAUUGUGAAGUACAGUAUGUUGCAAAUAUUACACAAGACAACUAAAUUAGCGACUGCAGAAAUGACAAUAUUAUGAUGCACUAUGUGACCUUGCAAUGCAGAGUCCGGCAGAAUGAAACUAUUGUUUAACCCUUCAUAUACAGCAUGGGAAAGGAAUGCCAUGUUUCAGUCGACCUUAACUGUGAAACUCAUAUACGUCUAAGAUACUUUCAAUUUCCAUAAUAAGAACACAGCCCUAGUAAGCACGUUGUCCCAUUGCAAUCUGGCUGGACCAAUAUGCAAUCCUUGGAAUCUAUCAUCACUUAUCAAACUCCUACUGUCCUACAUAUUGCCUACUAGAAGCCUUCUGAAAUUGCCUUCUCUGUCUGCAUCCAGUGGAAUGUGAUUAGCAGAAGUGAAGGAAGGAGGGAUACAGUUUCAGUGAAAUCAUUAAAAGUGUCAAUUGUAUGCAUCAUAUGUAUAUUAUGUAUAGUAGUUAUUAGUUUUACUGUAUUAUUGAAUCAGAAAUGUAAAUUUUAAAUAGGGGGUAGUAUUCAGUACAAAUAUAUACACGCAUUAAUGUGAUAAUUAAGCUAAUUAAUUACUAGUUAUUCGUCAGUUGCUACCAAAUUCCCGAGAGAAUCUUUCCAUCCUGUCAGCACAUAUAGAGGAAGCAUAUGUAUCUUACGUCCUAUUAUGGAUCUUGCGUCCUGUUUCAAGGACAUGAUUGAUAAGAUCCGAAAUGAAAUGGUAUGCUCUUCCACAGCCUGUGACCUGCUCAGUUCCAUUCCUGAACCCUCUAACACCUGCUCUUCAUUUGAUCCCACAAAUGAAGAUGAAGUAGCUGCACUCUUCUCACCUGCCUGCUCUACUACCUCUCCCCUUGAUUCUAUACCCUCACAAAUUAGUAAAACGCUGUCUGCUGUGCUCAUCCUGACCUUAACUAAAAUCUGUAAUCUCUCUCUGUCUACUGGUAUCUUUCCUUCUCUUUACAAGCAUGCAGUGACUACUGCCAUUCUGAAAAAAACGAAAUUCUGACCCAAACACUCUCUCAAACUACCAUCCCAUCUCUCAGCUCCCAAGCCCCUCCAUGCUACUUGAGAGUCUUGCCUACACUCACCUCACACACUUUUUUUUUUAACUCACACAGCUUACUGGACCCACUUCAGUCAGGAUUUCGUGCCCAACACUCCACAGAGACAGCACUGACUAAGGUACAGUAGUGAAUGAUCUUGUCACUGUUGACCACUCUCUCCUCAUACAAACACUACAAUCCCUAGGUCUUCAGGACACAGCCCUUUCUUGGUUCUCAUCCUACUUAUCUAAUCGCUCCUUCAGUGUUCGUUUCUCUAAUACCACCUCCUCUUCGCUACCUCUCUCAGAGUACCGCAACACUCAGUCUUAGGUCUUCUGCUUUUCUCUAUCUAUACCACAUCUCUUUGUAAACUAAUUACCUCUUUCCGUCUUCAGUAUCAUCUGUAUGCAGAUGAUACUCAGAUCUACCUAUCCUCCCCAGAUUUGUCACCAUUUGUAUUGGCCCGUGUCACUGAAUGCUUUUCUGCCAUUUCAUCUUGGAUGACAUCUCGCCACCUCAAACUUAAUAUUUCUAAAACAGAAUUUAUUAUAUUUCCACCAGCCAAUAGUAGUUCCCAUUCCCAACCUGAUAUAUCUAUCACUGUUGAUAACUCAGUAAUCAUCCCUACCCCACAAGCUUGCUGCCUAGGUGUCAUCCUUGACUCUGAACUGUCCUUUGUUCCCCACAUUAAAUCUGUCCCAAAAUUAUGUUACAUACAUCUAAGAAACAUAUCCAAAAUAUGACCAUAUCUUACACGCGACACAGCAAAAACUCUGAUCCAUGCUCUCAAUAUCUCCUGCAUUGAUUAUUGUAAUAGUCUCCUGACUGGUCUUCCCAAACAUAGGCUCUCACCACUACAAUCCAUUUUGAAUGCUGCUGCGAGGCUAAUCUUCCUCUGCAGAUCCGCUCUGUCAGUCCCUCCAUUGUUUACCGGUGCUCUACCGUAUUAAAUAUAAAAUACUUUACUUACGUACAAGGCUAUUAACCAAACUGCACCAUCAUACAUCUCUUCACUCAGCUCAAGAUAUCUUCCUAACCGACCUCUUUGCUUUGCACAUGAUCUGCAUCUCUCAUCCACACUCAAAAUUACAGGACGUUAUCUGGGCUUCACCCACUCUGUGGAAUGCCCUCCCACACACAAUAAGACUCACCUCUAGUCUCCAAACCUUUAAACGUUCCCUGAAAAAUCACCUCUUCAGACAAGCCAAUCAAAUUCCAGACCCACCCACAUAACCUUCAAUGCUUCCUUAUCUAAUUACAUCCUCUCUGUACAGUACACAUAACCUCAAAUAUUUUGUCUUUCUUUACUCUCACACACUCCUGACACUUGUCCAACAUUGCUGGGUGAUCAUAUCAUACAACCCAUUAAGAACCUAGCAAUCUGGUGGACCAUUAUGCAAUAGAUAACAUAGCAAUCUGGUGGACCAUUAUGCAAUAGAUAACAUCUAACCUUGUGUAUCAAUGCCUAUUUCCCUACAGAUUGUAAGCUUGCGAGCAGGGCCUUCCUCCCUCUAUGUCUGUCUGUUUUUACCCAGUUUUGGGGGUCAUUCCGAGUUGAUUGCUCGCUAGCAACUUUUUUGCUGUGCUGCGAUCAGAUAGUCGCCACCUAUAGGGGAGUGUAUUUUCGCUUUGCAAGUGUGCGAACGUUUUUGCAGCCGACGGCACAAAAAAGUUUGUUGCAAUUUCUGAUUAGCUCUGGACUUACUCAGCUGCUGUGAUCACUUCAGACUUUUUGGUCCCGGAAUGGACAUUAGACACCCGCCCUGCAAACCCUUGGACAUGCCUGUGUUUUUCCAAACACUCCCAGAAAACGGUCAGUUGACACCCAUAAACGUCCUCUUUUUGUCAAUCACCUUGCGAUCAGAACCUGUGUGUUUUCGGGAGAAUGUUUUUUUUAUUUUUUUACAGGCAAUCCAUCUGGAUAGCCUGUAAAAAAAAAAAAAAAAAAAAUCGGUGAAACAUCGGAAAAAAGUCCGGAAAGCAGCCGUUUUUCGGACCCGAUGUUUUUCCAGGGAUAAUUGGAUAUCCCCCCAUCUUGUUUUGCUCAUUUGUUUAUGCACUUUGUUAGGGACUGCAGAACCCUUGUGGCGUCAUAUAAAUGAUAAUAUAAUAAUUAGUGGUUAUAGAAGUUUAAAAUCAGUGUUGCACUUAGGUGAACUUUAAUGUACAAUGAAUCUGGAAUGCUAUAGUUUUUCAGUUUGUGGAUCUAAAAUCAUUAUCAGUACUUCAUAAGGGUGAUGACUGUAAUGUCAAAUGAAUAUA
This is a messenger RNA of Pseudophryne corroboree (corroboree frog), 4066 nucleotides long. RefSeq lists its product as uncharacterized. The transcript has 5 exons. Lineage: Eukaryota; Metazoa; Chordata; Amphibia; Anura; Myobatrachidae. Gene Ontology annotation, cellular component: B cell receptor complex; external side of plasma membrane. Gene Ontology annotation, biological process: B cell differentiation; B cell receptor signaling pathway. The record is from RefSeq and is a predicted model, not a curated record. The coding region runs from base 41 to 676 and encodes 211 amino acids.